Populus trichocarpa (black cottonwood) is the source of this 1192-nucleotide messenger RNA. RefSeq lists its product as uncharacterized. NCBI's taxonomy places the organism in Eukaryota, Viridiplantae, Streptophyta, Magnoliopsida, Malpighiales, Salicaceae. Bases 119 to 952 code for a protein of 277 amino acids. The transcript is spliced from 6 exons. The record is from RefSeq and is a predicted model, not a curated record.
CCCGGUUCCUGCUUUCUAAAAGCCUGCUCUUGCCACUUGAGAACCCAAAAGCACGGAGAACCAAAGCCAACAUAAAUGUAGCUACAAAGAUCACAGCACUAACAAAACUAAGACAGUAAUGGCAACAGCAGGAACAAAACUAACAAGGGUUCUUUCAAGAUUCUUCAUCAAUAAUGUUAACAACAAACCUAUGAGGGUAAUGGGAUCCGGGUCUUCUUUUAAUGGGUUGGCCAAGUAUUCAACAUCUGCAUCUACAGCGGUGAAGGAUUAUGAGGAUUAUAGGAAGUCUUUAUACGGUGAUAUUUCACAUAGAGCUUUGCUUGUUGAUGCUGUUGGUACUCUUGUUGUUCCCUCACAGCCCAUGGCUCAGAUAUAUAGACAGAUUGGGGAGAAGUAUGGAGUGGAGUACUCUGAGGAUGAGAUAUUAAACAGAUACCGAUGGGCUUAUGGGCAGCCUUGGGGCCGAUCUCGUCUCAGAUAUGUAAAUGAUGGGAGACCCUUCUGGCAGUUUAUAGUCAGUUCUUCCACUGGCUGCUCAGAUGCUCGGUACUUUGAAGAGCUUUAUAGCUACUAUACCACUGAAAAGGCCUGGCACCUCUGUGAUCCAGAUGCCGAGAAAGUGUUUGAGGCCAUCAGAAAAGCGGGUGUAAAAUUGGCUGUUGUGUCAAACUUUGACACUCGUCUUAGACCUCUCUUGCGGGCUUUAAACUGUGAUCACUGGUUUGAUGCCGUGGCAGUUUCAGCUGAAGUUGCAGCGGAGAAGCCAAAUCCAACAAUAUUUCUAAAAGCUUGUGAGUUGUUGGAAGUAAAACCAGAAGAUGUUGUGCAUGUAGGCGAUGAUCGUAGGAAUGAUUUAUGGGGUGCAAGGGAUGCAGGCUGUGAUGCUUGGCUUUGGGGAAGUGACGUCCACUCCUUCGAGGAGGUUGCGCAGAGGAUAGGAGUGCCUGUUUGAGAGAUUUUUUGUUGUGUAACAAUCUUUAAGAGGCUCUCUAUAUGUAAAAGGUUUACCUCGACUUUUAAGAAGAGUUUGUGCAUAGUGUUCUCUUCUGCUGUGGUUUGUAGAAGGACAAGUGAGGGUAGUAACUAAUGUAAGAUGAGAAUACAGCCUUUCCCUUGUCAAGUAAUUGGUCAUCUCCUGUAAAUCUCGCUUAUAUAUCGCAAGUUUUCUUAUGCAGACAACCUGUUUCUUUUC